GAACCUUCAGCGCAAAGAAUUUGGGACGGUGUAUAAAUACCCCGGGAGGCCGGGACUCAAACGACUUUAUGCCCCCAAUUACAGUCGCGGCGGGAACUGGGAGAAUUUGGGACGCCCGAAGGCGAAAUUAGCAACCUGCCUCUCUCUCUCUCUCUCUCUCUCUCUCUGUUGCUCGCUCCUGGGGAAACCCUAGGCGUCUUACGGCUCUACCUCGCGCCCGUCGCGGAUGGCGCUCGCCAUGGAGGAGUUCGUCAACGAGGAGGAGGAGGACGAGCGCCCGCUGCGAUAUCUGCCGCUUGGCCGCGUGUACUCCGCCGCAUGCGUCAGUCCUAGCGGAGCCUCCACACUUGUGUCCAAGAAGGUGAAGGCCCGAAAGAUCGGUGAUGCAGAGGAGGGGGACGAGGAGGCGGGCUGGAAUGAUAAACCCUUGGAUGCCAGAGCCGUGGGAAUGUGCAAUGGCGACGCGGCGAAGCCGUUGCUGGUCUACCAGAGGAGGGCGAAGAGGCCCCGGGUGGAAUCGGCCUCGGAGCAGUUGUGCGAGGGAGUUGAUAAGGGGAGUCCUGACAGUGUGGCUGAUUCUCUGGGGGAGGUGAAGAUUGUUAAGACCAGGACGAGUAUGAAGUACGAAUUGCUUAGGUUGGGUUCGGGCUCCAGUUCUAUGAGCGAGAACUCUGGGUUGCGAUUGCGAUCAAAUGAAGACCAUAAACGAGUCAAUUUAUCGGUGGCAAGAAAGAUCGUUCGUGGUCCUCAGAAGGAUUCUUCUGCCUUGAGCAAAGUGAAAAAAUGGAUCGAGUUGGAACUUGAAGGUGUAGACCCGCACGUAUUGAUUGGUUUGGAAUGCAAGGUUUUCUGGCCUAUAGACGAUGAUUGGUAUAAGGGUUCCAUUACAGAGUACAAUUCAGACAGCAAGCAACAUAGAGUUAAAUAUAUGGAUGAUGAUGUCGAGCAUUUGAUUCUCUUGAAUGAAAAGAUAAAGUUUCAUUUGUCUUGUGAAGAAAUGGAGAAUUUGAGUUUGAAAUGUGGUCUUCCUAACAUAGAGAAGAAAGGAAUCAUUUACAAUGAAUUGCUGGCUUUGGCACUUAACUUUCAUGAUUGUCAAGGUCUUGAACCUGGUGAACUUGUAUGGGCAAAACUUUCAGGACAUGCUAUGUGGCCAGCAGUUGUAGUCAGUGAAUCAAAUUUUGGUCCUGGGAGUGAUUUGAAACCCUCUCAGACAAAUCAAUCUAUUCUUGUACAGUUUUUUGGGACUCAUGAUUUUGCAAGGAUCAAGUUGAAACAGGCUAUUCCAUUUCUCAAUGGCCUUCUUUCCUCCUUGCAUCUGAAGUGCAAGCAAGCAAGAUUUUAUCGAAGCUUGGAUGAGGCAAAAAAGUAUUUGAUCGAGCAACAACUUCCUAACACCAUGUUGCAUUUGCAAAAGUGUAUUAAGGCUGAUGAUAUUAGAGCUGGCUCUGGAGAGGAUGAAGGUGAAGAGUCUGAUGAUGAUCAUUCAGCAAGCUACACAACUAGUGGUGCUGAACAUACUAGAGUCUCACCUAUUGAAAUAGGAGAUCUUUGUGUGACUACCUUAGGAAAAAUAAUUUAUGAUUCGGAUUAUUUCCAUAACAAGAAGCACAUUUGGCCUGAAGGAUAUACAGCAUUUCGGAAGUUCACAUCAUUUAAAGAUCCUAAAUUAGUCAUGCUAUAUAAGAUGGAAAUUUUGAGGAAUCCCAAAAUAAAAACUCGGCCAUUGUUUAGAGUAACUACAGAUGACGGGGAGCAGAUUGAUGGAUCAACUCCAAGUGCUUGUUGGAAGGAAAUCUAUAACAGAAUAAACAAUAAACAAUGCAAUGGGGUUCAAGUGGAAGUGGAGGGUAGUGAUCUUCAGAAAUCAGGGUCUUGCAUGUUUGGGUUUUCCAAUUUACAGGUAGCCCAACGGAUCCAGGAACUCCCGUAUUCUAAAUUGUGCUCAAAGUAUUUUGAAAACUGUGGCGAUUUGUCCAUGGGUUACAGAGCUGUUCGUGUUGAUUGGAAAGAUCUUGAUAGAUGUGGUGUUUGUGACAUGGAUGAGGAGUAUCAGGACAAUUUAUUUCUGCAGUGUGACAAAUGCCGAAUUAUGGUUCAUGCCAAGUGCUACGGUGAAUUGGAACCAGUAGACGAAACUCUUUGGCUUUGCAAUCUAUGUCGGCCUGGGGCACCAAAGGUUCCUCCAAAAUGUUGUCUCUGUCCUGUUAUUGGUGGUGCAAUCAAACCUACCACAGAUGGUCGUUGGGCUCACCUCACUUGUGCAAUGUGGAUACCUGAAACAUGCCUUGUAAAUGUGAAGAGAAUGGAGCCUAUCGAUGGAAUAAGCAGAAUUCACAAGGAUAGGUGGAAACUCCUGUGCAGCAUCUGUGGGGUAGCUUAUGGAGCCUGCAUACAGUGCUCUCAUAAUACUUGUCGAGUGGCAUAUCAUCCUCUCUGUGCUCGUGCUGCUGGUCUUUGCAUUGAGUUAGAGGAUGAGGAAAAGAUUCAUCUCAUGUUACUUGAUGAGGAUGAUGAUCAAUGCAUUCGCCUACUUUCUUUCUGCAAGAAACAUAGACAACCAUCAAAGGAAAGGCCACCUGCAGACAACAGCUUAAGUAUGCCCCCAGAGCUAGAUUCAAGUUUUGUUCCUGCAUCCAAUUCUUCUGGCUGUGCGAGGAGUGAGCCAUAUAAUUUCUUGGGAAGGCGAGGUCAGAAGCAACCUCAGAUUCUUGUCACUGCAUCCCGGAAACGAUCAUAUGUAGAGAACCAGCCAUAUCUAGUCACUGGUAAUCGCCAAAAUGCAAGUGAUUGUGGUUUAUCAAGCAGCAUUUCCUCACAAGCUCAGUGCACAAUGGAUGAUUCUAAUCAGAGUACCUCUGAGUCUGAGAAGCAUAGUAGUGUUUGUUCAAUGGCUGAGAAGUACAGAAACAUGAAGACAACAUUCAGAAGGCGCCUUGCAUUUGGAAAAUCAAAAAUUCAUGGGUUUGGUGUUUUUGCAAAACUUUCACAUAAGGCUGGAGAUAUGGUAAUUGAGUACAUAGGCGAACUUGUUAGGCCAACAAUAGCAGAUAUAAGAGAGCGCUUUAUUUAUAAUUCAUUGGUCGGUGCUGGGACAUAUAUGUUCCGGAUAGAUGAUGAGCAUGUAAUUGAUGCAACAAGGACAGGAAGCAUAGCCCAUUUGAUUAACCAUUCUUGCGAACCCAAUUGUUACUCAAGGGUCAUUAGUGUUAAUGGUGACGAACAUAUAAUUAUAUUUGCAAAGCGUGAUAUUAACCAAUGGGAAGAAUUGACAUAUGACUACAGAUUUUUCUCAAGUGAUGAACGACUUGCUUGUUAUUGUGGUUUUCCGAGAUGUCGAGGGAUUGUUAAUGACACUGAAGCAGAAGAACAGGUUGCCAAAGUCCGGAUAGCUCUCAGUGAGAUAACUCAGUUGAAAGGUGAAUGAGGCAUAGUUUUGUCAAGCCAUCUAGCCUAGGAUUUCAUCAUCAAUUUAUUGAUACUAUUACCGGCCUGUUGAUUAUGCUUCUGAUGGAUGGUCAGAUCGUUGAGUAUGAUUUGAUGAUCUUAAAAUGAGUUACCUUUUUUUCCCCCUUCUAAUACCUUUGUACUUUGAUUUAUUUAGUUGCAUGCGAUUAUUCCAUGCAUUUUAAUUUAUUUUUCUUCUUGAUUACCUCCGGAGGGCCAAAGAAAAGCUUGUAUAUAUAGUUCGAUUGAGAAGAUAUCGAACAGCACGUGUAUCUGUUAUCUUGUCUAAUUUUUAAAUAUGACAAGUGCUAUGUGCAUCUCGUUCCUUA
Zingiber officinale is the source of this 3776-nucleotide messenger RNA. RefSeq names its product histone-lysine N-methyltransferase TRX1-like. Gene Ontology annotation, cellular component: nucleus; chromatin. Gene Ontology annotation, biological process: regulation of transcription by RNA polymerase II. The record is from RefSeq and is a predicted model, not a curated record. The transcript has 25 exons. Bases 227 to 3427 code for a protein of 1066 amino acids. Gene Ontology annotation, molecular function: protein binding. Lineage: Eukaryota; Viridiplantae; Streptophyta; Magnoliopsida; Zingiberales; Zingiberaceae.